AUCUAUCUAUCUAUCUAUCUAUCUAUCUAUCUCUGUUAAAAUGACUCAUUUGUCUUUUUAAAUGACUCAUUUGUCUUUUUAGGCUUCCUCUUGACCUCCCAGAGAUCAGUCACAAAAGAUGUCAGGAAAUCCUGCUGUGGUCAUGCGAUUGGUGGCGUCUGCGUAUUCGGUGGCUGAAAAGGCUGGCGCCAUCGUUAGGAAGGUCCUGCAUAGUGGAGAACUUGGCAUUGUGGAAAAGACAGGAGCUAACGAUCUGCAGACUCUAGCGGACAGACUCGCACAGCAGAGCAUUUGUGCUUCACUGUCGAGACGAUUUCCCAAAAUCACUAUUAUCGGAGAGGAGGAUCUUCCAGCUGAAGAAGUUAAGGAGGAUCUCAUUGAGCUUGGCCACUUUGAUGAAGUCCUUCAGAAGAACUGUCCAGAAGAAUUUAGAAGUCUAAAGGAAGAAGAGCUCGUCGUUUGGGUUGAUCCUCUCGAUGGCACAAAGGAGUAUACAGAAGCCUCUAGAUGUCUCCAUCUCCAAGCUGCACCGCAUAAAGGGUCGGACAACUCUCAGACUCCCGGCACAGCUCUCUGGCUCCUGGACAAUGUCACAGUGCUCAUUGGUAUUGCUUAUGGAGGCAGAGCUAUCGCAGGUGUCAUCAACCAGCCGUUCUACAAUUAUCAACUUGGAGCAGGAGCGGUUUUAGGAAGAACCAUGUGGGGAGUGCUGGGAUUGGGCGCCUUUGGCUUCCAGUUGCAGGAAGUUCCAGGUGAUAAGAGAAUUGUCACAACCACCCGUUCCCAUAGCAACAAGGUGGUAACAGACUGCGUGAAUGCCAUGGAGCCUCACGAAGUCAUAAGAGUGGGUGGUGCUGGAAACAAGAUAAUCCAGCUUGUUGAGGGGAGGGCUUCUGCUUAUGUGUUUGCGAGUCCUGGGUGCAAGAAGUGGGACACGUGUGCUCCGGAGGCCAUCCUGCAUGCUGUUGGAGGUAAACUGACAGACAUGCAUGGAAAUGCAUACCGCUACGACGCUGACGUACAACACAUGAACUCUGCUGGGGUUCUUGCUGCACUGAGUAACCAUGACUACUACGUCAGCAGAGUGCCACGGUCAGUGCUGCAAGCCCUCAAGACAGACUGAGGUCCUGCUUUGGUGCAUAAAACAGUUCAGAGUCCAUGUUUUAUUUUGUAAAUCAACACCUGGUCGUUCAUGUAACUGCAUUUCUUCCAGUGCCUCGUUCUGACACGACGCUACGUUCAUCUACUUUAUUCAUACAAAUAUGACAUUUAAUCUUUUCCAGUUUGAACACAAAAACAAUAAGAAGGCUAAUUAAGGAUUUGAUGUAAAUAAAACACAGUAAAAGUCUAAAUGUGUGAAUCAGAAAUUAUUUACUGCAUUUCAUGCAGUAGGAGCCGUUCCAGUCCAGCUGCAGAGUGCCAAUGAUAAAAAUGUUUACACAUGCAAUGACCCCCUGCAGAAAUCAAAGGACUUUCAGGUGUGUUGUGCAUGCUGGAAACAUUCAUCACUGACUUUCCUAAUAAUAAAACACCAAUUUUUAACUUUU
Messenger RNA from Nothobranchius furzeri (turquoise killifish), 1547 nucleotides. NCBI's taxonomy places the organism in Eukaryota, Metazoa, Chordata, Actinopteri, Cyprinodontiformes, Nothobranchiidae. The record is from RefSeq and is a predicted model, not a curated record.